This is a messenger RNA of Stereum hirsutum FP-91666 SS1, 2937 nucleotides long. RefSeq lists its product as uncharacterized. The record is from RefSeq and is a predicted model, not a curated record. The transcript has 3 exons. Lineage: Eukaryota; Fungi; Basidiomycota; Agaricomycetes; Russulales; Stereaceae. The coding region runs from base 1 to 2937 and encodes 978 amino acids.
AUGGCCGUCGUUCCUAUGCCUGUCAUGACUUCUACGCCAAUGUGCUCGCCCACCUUCCCGAACGAAGACAGUUCAAUCGAUAUCAUUGUCAACCUCCUUCGCAGUUGCGCGUCGGUUCAAGAGUUCGCACUUGCAUGCCAGAUGCUCACCUGCGUUUUCUUGUCAAGCGGGUCUAUGUCGGGCUUGUCUCCACAGCUUGGCGGGAUCCUUAGUGAGCGGUCGGAUUUGACUAGUGCAGCUGAUACGGCGGCGGGGCGUCCGGUUAGGGAUGAAUUGGCCACGUUUACCGCACAUAUCUUCCGUAUUCGAAUUCUUCCUCGCGCCCUCGACUUGUGGCUCCUCUCUCGACCUGUCGAAGACGACGAGGAUGAGACACUGACUAGCACAUCUCAUACUAAUGCAUCUGAACAUCCGCCCGGCUUUCAAGAAUUCCUGAAGCUUCUCGAAGUUGCACAGGCACAUAUCGACGCCCACGGCGACAUGAUGCUGCAAGGGAAAAUGCAUCUCGUCAUGUCUUCCAUCUACACGCCAGAAAUCGAUGACCCGACAACCCCCGCUUCGAUAGAUGGUCCACUUUCUCGGAACGACAUCGAUCCUGACAUCGCCAUGUGCAUCUCUCCCGAUAUCAACGACAACCAGAAUGACACUCUCCUCUUCAAUAUCCAGCGCUACGCGGCUGGAACCUUCCCCGCCGCUGAAACGGAAGCCUACUUCAACUCCCUCUCCAUGGAAGAGCUCCACGCCGCGCUUCAGAUUAUCACAUCUACUAUCAAUAACAACGUUAUGGCAACUCUAGUCGCACCCACUCAUUUCGACGCCUCGGUGCCCGCUUUGAACUCCUCCCUCUUCGUAGAUCCGACUUCGCAGGGAAAGUCCGACAGUGCAUCCGGCCACAUCCCGAGUUUCCACUCAAUGUACCUUGAGCAGCAAGCAUUGGCCAACCCGUCGCGAACCUCUAUACAAGGCCUUCCGACAUCGACUUCCGUUAAUGGUGACCUUUCUGCUGCGAAAGGGACCCUAGCGCAGAGGAGGGGCCAGCUCCAGCGAUCACUCUCCUUACCCAACCCUCCGACCGUCUUGAACCAUGUCCGUCUCUUCCCCCAAAGGCGCGCAAGCGCGCCCACGACCCCCACAUUCAUCUCACCUACGCCCUCGACCACCGCCGUUGCCGCGCCUACUUUCACCACGGAAGCGGGGGCGAUGACUGAGAGUAUAACUCUUCCGCAGUUAUUCCCCACAUAUUCGCACUUUCUCAGCCAAAUAUCAGAGAUUUUACCCGUAUCUCCUGCAUCGAACUCUUCGGCUGCUCAUAUGGCACCUGGGGCCUACGUGUUUUCUGGCGAAGGUUCUGGCGGAGACACAGUUGUGAACGACUUGCUGGCCUCUCAGGCGGUGUUUGAUCCGGGGUUUAUAGAAGACAUGUCGGUGUACUUCAAGGACGGUUUCGCGGAGUCUUGGUCAUUCGAUGGUGUAAACAUGAACUCUGGCGGCAGCGGGAUGGGAGACGUGGCAAACGCUCCUGGGAUAGGGGUGGGGAGAACUUUUGGUGGUCAGAGUGGAACUAUCCUGGACGUCACGACCGCCAACGGCAUCGAUCCCUCGAACACAAUUUCGUUGGGUAACGGCAAGAAAAAUGCUCGUUCCAUUUCUUCCGCAGGCCCAGCAUCAUCGGCCUUCAAUUUCUCCACAUCCAACUCAUCAGCACGGCGCAAGUCUCUCAAACCUCUCGACGCCGCGAAGUUUUCUGCGCACAAGGGUGCAAAUUCGGACAGUCCUCAGCUACCGACGCCAGUCAUUGGAGAGUGCAGCGAGAGCGUAUUGCCCAUGUGCGUUCGGCCGCAGAGCAAGCUGCCGGUCGGGGUGGUGGAGAAGCAUGAUCGGAUUCGGACGAAGAGGGAGAGUUUGAGUGGAGAGUCUGAAAGGGGGAGGGGAUCUAAGAGGUUCAGGGCAACGGUGGAGUCUCCUCUGUCUGAGGGUGUUGUCUUCGGGGAGAUAGGUGGUGAGGAAGAAGGUCGAACCAAGGCUGAUCCGGGCGAGAGUUCACGGAUGCAGGCAGGGAUAUCACUGUCGACUGGCCCUGUGUUCGAAGGAAGUGCUCAAGAUGGUACUGGCCUAGGAUUCGCGGGACUACCGUCUAUGCGAACAAAUAGUUCGCCCGUCAUCCUCUCCGGCCCCGGAUUCUAUCCGAGUUCAAGCUCGAACGCAGGCAACGCCCAAGAUUCCCCAUAUUACCACCAUGCGCCACUUAUUCCUAUCCUACAAACAUCGUACUCUUCCUCCUUCUAUCCACGUCUCUCGAAUCCGUACUCGCCAGUUCUCUCUCAGGAUGCACGAACGACCGAUGGGACCAUUUCGGUUCCUCCCUGUUCUACUCCUACUCUCACAAAUCUGGGGAAGAGGCAAAGGGAGUGCUCGCCCUUGUUUACGCCCCGUCUCGCCCAGGAAGAAUCUGGACUCCACGCUCACUCUCAUGUUCACUCGCUAUCUCAGACUAUGCCUGUCUCGUCCUCUUCGUCUUUAUCAUCUACCAGCGCCCUUGUCUUGGAUAGCGGGGCUGAUGCAACUGGCACCGACUUGGGCGACAAUGAUCAUGUCUCCUCGGCGGCGACGAACCCGUCCAAGAUGGAGGUCGGCACUAGUGCUCCUCCUGCUCUGGGCGUGCUGAACACUUCCUCCUCGAUGAACACGACCUUGAGCUCGCUUGUGGCAUCGGAGAGUAUGAGCAAGAGGUUGGUGUCGGGCAGGGGUUCGAAGGACGUGGAGUUGGUUAGUGUGCAGAGUAUCAAGGAGGGAAUCUCGCUGUCGACUGUGAUGGAGGUGGACGAGACUCCGGAUGCUCCGGCUAAGAUGAAGAAUGGGAUGGCGGUGAGGGAGAAACGUGAGGAUAAGGAGAACUCCGUGGCGAGGGGCGUGGCGCACGAUGGUGUGAGGGUUUGA